Molecule: messenger RNA, 1887 nt
Organism: Colletotrichum acutatum
Lineage: Eukaryota; Fungi; Ascomycota; Sordariomycetes; Glomerellales; Glomerellaceae
Product: major facilitator superfamily domain-containing protein
Exons: 10
Coding region: 496-1887 (463 amino acids)
Biological process (GO): pantothenate import across plasma membrane
Cellular component (GO): plasma membrane
Molecular function (GO): pantothenate transmembrane transporter activity
Source: RefSeq, a predicted model, not a curated record
UAUAUGAUUUAUACAGGGUAGUAGUGUUUAUGAUUUGAUGACCAAGGAGUUUGGGCCGCGAACCUCGUCUGCAUGGUCUCCACCGAGUACGAAGAUGGCGACCUCGUGUGCCCGGCCAUCUCUCCGAUAAGUCAAAACAGCUGGUGGAAACCGUGGAUCUGACUCGACUUUAUCCCGACUUGACGGUGAUUACAAGGAUGUCAUGCUCGGUAACGGUCGCUUAUACGACAAGUUCCCCAGAUCGGGAAGUCAACCAUCAUUGCCUUAGCAAGAUUUUCUGUUCGCUUGUGAAACGGAUUCUUGGCAAGGAUAUUUCGGAGGAAACCCCAGCGAGCAUGCUCCCGGGGCGAAUUAUCAGAUUUUCAAGAUAAUCGCUAAUAUAGCGGGGACGCAAUUAAUCAUAUUAUCUCCACGCAAGUCGUGUUGUGAUGUGGAUGACUCUCUUUUUCAUUCUUCAUUCACGUCAACGCGCCAAAAGUGUAUUGAAGUGUAGCAAUGCUGAAAAUGAAGGCCUCCAAGAUCAUGUCGACCGACAAGAGAUCCGCCGGAGAGAAAGUCAGAAGUGAGUUGCGUUGCGCUAUGGUGCAGAGCUUACCUUGGAAUCAGUCUGACCGGAGUCUUGCAGCUUUCUUCCUUGGAGAAGGGGCCAAAACUAAGGAAGAAAGACGACUCACUUAUUGUUGUCUAAGUUAUUUUUUCAACUUUCUAGGUACGUUUGCUUGUCAAGUGAUCUUCCGUUUUACUUACUUGCCUACGGAUCGAGCCGCCUUUGCCAAUGCCUAUGUAAGUCAAAAACGUCUUCCUAAUCUCUCCAAGGUUGCUGGGCUGCGCGAGGCUCUCCACAUGUCAGGACAUGAUUAUAACACUGUUCUUUCGGUCACAACUGCUGGCAUGGCGAUUGGUCAAAUCCCUCACGGGCUAAUCAUUCAAAAGGUGCCGCCAAGAAUCUGGCUUCCGUCAAUGGUAGUAGUUUGGGCUGCGUUGACCAUGGUCAGCGCUACAGUCAAGACCGUAACACAACUGUGUGUCGUUCGGUUUUUCCUUGGAUUAGCUGAAGCUAGCACAUAUGCAGGGACUAUUUACAUCAUUGGAUCAUGGUAUACCCCUAGCGAAAUUGCAAAGAGAACGGCUAUUUUCACUGCUUCUGGUCAAGUCGGGACCAUGUUCGCUGGAGUGAUGAUGGCGGCCAUCUACAAAGGCAUGGGUGGCCUAGGUGGCCUCGGAGGCUGGCAGUGGGUGUUCCUCAUUGAUGGCAUUAUCACUCUUCCAGUUGCAUUCUUCGGGUUUUACUACUUCCCUGAUAUUCCAGAGAACACCAGGGCAUUGUACUUGAGCGACUCUGAGAAGAAGCUAGCGGUUAGCCGCCUUCCGCCUAUCAAAGAAGGAGGGCAUAGUAUCAAUCCCAUAUCACUGAUGAAACGAUUGGUUAUGUCACCCACUUUCUGGAUUCUUUUAUUUUGGUCUCCAGUGUGCGCCACCUUGGAGGCCUGGGCAGUUCAAAACAACUUUCUCAUUUGGCUCAAGUAUCAAUCGUCCCACUUCUCACAGAGCCAGAUCAACACAUUUCCUCUUGGGGUUCAAGCUGUUGGAAUUGUCUCGAACAUGUUUGCUGCCUGGCAUAUGGAUGUCACUGGCACUCGCAUCCCUAUGGCUACUCUGGCCAUCGCUUUACAGCUAGUUUGUGCCGUCCUACUUAUUGUCCCCAAUAUUCCUUUUGCUGGCACAUUCUUUGCUUUUUAUCUUUCCGGUACUGUUGUUGUUGUUGACCUAUGGGCUCGGGCAUACUGCGAGAGUGGAGGGUCGGCCACCGUUGCCUCCUCGCCAGCGUUAGUCGACAUCCGAGUCGGCCGCACCCUUGCGCUAUGCGUUUGGAGUCUCGGUAGAUGA